AUGUUUAUGUAUUUGGAGGUCUGCUACUACAUCAUUAUAUUGGCGACCCACAUGAAGUCCUGUUGCAGUUGGUCAGUGAAUAAUUUCCUGAUGACCGGCCCAAAGGCCUAUCUGAUCUACUCCAGCAGUGUGGCAGCCGGAGCCCAGAGUGGGAUCGAGGAAUGUAAGCACCAGUUUGCCUGGGAACGCUGGAACUGUCCGGAGAGAGCGCUCCAGCUGUCCACCCACAGCGGCCUCCGGAGCGCCAAUAGGGAGACAGCGUUCGUGCACGCCAUCAGCUCGGCCGGGGUGAUGUACACGCUGACGCGGAACUGCAGCCUGGGAGACUUCGACAACUGCGGCUGUGACGACACGCGCAACGGACAGCUGGGGGGCCAGGGCUGGCUCUGGGGCGGCUGCAGCGAUAACGUUGGAUUCGGGGAGGCCAUUUCCAAGCAGUUCGUCGACGCCUUGGAGACGGGCCAGGACGCACGGGCCGCCAUGAACCUGCACAACAACGAGGCGGGGCGCAAGGCGGUGAAGGGCACGAUGCAGCGCACAUGUAAGUGCCACGGGGUGUCGGGCAGCUGCACCACGCAGACCUGCUGGCUGCAGCUGCCCGAGUUCCGGGAGGUGGGGAACUACCUGAAGGAGAAGUACGAGCGGGCGCUGCAGGUGGACGUGCUGCGCGGGGCGGGGAACAGCGCGGCCAGCCGGGGGGCCAUCGCCGACACCUUCAGCUCCAUCUCCCGCAAGGAGCUGGUGCACCUGGAGGACUCGCCCAACUACUGCCUGGAGAACAAGACGCUGGGCCUGGCGGGCACGGAGGGCCGGGAGUGCGUGCGGCGGGGGAAGGGCCUGGGCCGCGGGGAGAGGCGCAGCUGCAGGCGGCUCUGCGGGGACUGCGGCCUGGCCGUGGAGGAGCGCCGCGCCGACACCCUGUCCAGCUGCAACUGCAAGUUCCACUGGUGCUGCGCCGUCAAGUGCGAGCAGUGCCGCAAGACCGUCACCAAGUACUACUGCGUGAAGCGCCAGGGCCGCGGGGGCCGCCGCAGGGGCCUCAGCCUGCGCCGGAAACACUGA
Messenger RNA from Conger conger (European conger), 1062 nucleotides. RefSeq names its product wingless-type MMTV integration site family, member 8b (gene wnt8b). Gene Ontology annotation, biological process: multicellular organism development; canonical Wnt signaling pathway; cell fate commitment. The record is from RefSeq and is a predicted model, not a curated record. Gene Ontology annotation, molecular function: cytokine activity; frizzled binding. The transcript is spliced from 6 exons. Gene Ontology annotation, cellular component: extracellular region. Bases 1 to 1062 code for a protein of 353 amino acids. Lineage: Eukaryota; Metazoa; Chordata; Actinopteri; Anguilliformes; Congridae.